Molecule: messenger RNA, 726 nt
Organism: Colletotrichum spaethianum
Lineage: Eukaryota; Fungi; Ascomycota; Sordariomycetes; Glomerellales; Glomerellaceae
Exons: 1
Coding region: 1-726 (241 amino acids)
Source: RefSeq, a predicted model, not a curated record
AUGGGAUAUUCCAGCGUCGGCUUGACUAGCCCCGGCCUCGGCAACGGGGAUGGGGACUCCGACAGGUACAGAGACGAUCAUGAAGAACUCUCGUCCUGGUCAAAGGCAGGCCAGUUCGAGCCCAGUGAGAGGCCUCAUUUCAGAUCGAAACUGAGCACGGGUUUCAAGAAGUUCAAAUCCGCAGCGCGGGAGUGGUGGCCCGGAUCGGCACGCCACCGGGCGGGACUUGCCAUCAUCGUCAUCAGCGCCGCCAUCGCCAUCUCACUCUUGAUCGUUCUGGUUUCCACAGCCCUGGGCAGACCGGCCCGUCCACUUCCACGCUGCGGCGGAUCGGUGGAGGAGGCGAACGACCUCGGUUGCGUCUUCGAUAUCAUGUCCAACGCAUGGACGCCGCGCGAGUGCUACUUUGAGGACCUGGCCCGCGACUUCCUGUCGUUGCCCAAUACGACAUGGUACGCCGACGAGCAGCACCGCGAGUUGGUGCCACUGGAAGAGUUUGAGAAGGGCGAAAUGCCUUCCGUCUUCCCAGCUGCCGACCACCACGACCGCCACUGCCUGUACACCUGGCGGAAGCUGCAAUUUGCGAUAACGGAACACCUGAUGAUUGACACCGACUCUGCAUCGGGCAAACACGUUAAACACUGUACCGACUACUUGGUGGGCAGACACCCGGAUGUUAAACCUGUUCUGUCUAUAAGGUCCUUUUUGCGCUGUGUCUACAUCUGA